GUUGCGUGUGUGCAUAGCGCCACAUUUGGCCACAUUGCGCUUUGCUACUUUGGCGGUCAUCUUGUAGUGUGUUAUGAUAUUGUGAUAAGUGACUGAUUUAAAUCGAAUUAAAAAAGACAGAUGGGAUCCGUGCUAAAGCAAGUUCGGAUAGAAAUGCCUAGUACGUCCGAAAAUGAUAAUGCGACGGAAAGCGGUGAAAAAACAUUAGAUCCAAAUAUCUAUCUAACCUACGACAUUCUGAGAAUUGUCUUUCAAUAUUUACGUGCAAGGGACUUGGCGAAUGCCGCGAUGGUUUGCAGGACCUGGUUAGAAGCUGCAAAUAAAGAGAAAUGGACAAGAGGUCCUUAUUGUUUUAUGUUAGAUUGCAAAACAAAACAUGAUUUUGGACAUCAUCUCCUUAAUGUAAGAGUUAGACCAUCGAUAGCCUUGUUUUUUUUGGCUGGUUCUUUCCCAUAUCAUGUAGAAGAACAUUGUAUGACUUUGCUACCUAAAAAUUGUGAGGUUGUAAUGUUAUAUACAACAGGUAUGGUUAUGGAUAAUAAAGAACUGGAAAGUGGUAAAUGUUCUAGGACUGAUGCGAUAUGUGCAUUUUUACCACAAAUCCCAAAUGUGAGUGUAAAAUUGUUUAAACUGACAGAAUAUUAUGCCAUACAGAAAACAACAGAAUAUAAAGAGAUAAUUAGCAUAAUUGAUAAUCAUGGAACAUCUGUGUCAAAUAAUGAGAUGUCUACUUGCUUUAUGUUAUUUUGUAAUGGCAUGGGUCAUUCUGUAGCAAAACGUUGGGCUUCAAUCAUACAAAAAAGAAAAAAUAAAGUAACUUCUGUAUGGGGUGGUGUAUUAGAUUUUAUUCACUUCAUUCAUUCAUGCCCUGAAAAUCUGAACAAAAGGCCAGACAUGGAACGUCCAACGCAGGCCCCAGUUUGUAUCGGUGUUCUAAUUGCUGGCCCUGUGCAGACGUGGUCCAUGAUUUUGGAAAGAAAAUGCAAUACAAAAGAACGGGUCGAAGAAAGAUUAAAGUUAUUUAAAAACAAAGUGAAAUUAAAGAAACAUUCCAUAGGAUUUAUGUUUGUAUGCAGAGCUCGCGGAAGUGAAAUGUAUAAUGAAACUAACGUGGAAUCAACAAUAUUCAAAAGAUUAUUUCCCAAAGUACCCUUAGCAGGUUGCUUUGGUAAUGGUGAAUUUGGAAAAAAUUCCAUUGAUGAGGCAAACAAAGAAAAAAACAGUGAACAGGAACAUAAAUCUAAGAGAUCUUGGUAUAAUGAAUUCUCUACUGUAUUUUUGAUACUUACAUAUGGUUGACGUUUUUAAAGAAGCUACGCGUGAGUGCUAUGUGCUACGAACAUUAUUAUUAUUGUUUAAUCUUCUUGUGCAUUGAUAGUUUUAACUAUUAUACUUGUCGUUUCUUUUUUGUUAACGAGAUUUGAAAUAAUUGUGUCCUGACGUUUACAGGACAAAAAUAUACAUUAUGAUAAAUUUCAUAAUAAUUAAUCUGAGUACUAUAUUUUUAGAUGUAAUCUGUGAAAGCGCGUUUUGUAUCUUAAAAUAAUGUUAUCGAAAAUUGAGGAAAAUUAAGAAGUAAUAACUUAUGAUAAUAUAUUAUACGUUUAUACUACA
Monomorium pharaonis (pharaoh ant) is the source of this 1614-nucleotide messenger RNA. Its product is annotated as F-box only protein 22. NCBI's taxonomy places the organism in Eukaryota, Metazoa, Arthropoda, Insecta, Hymenoptera, Formicidae. The record is from RefSeq and is a predicted model, not a curated record. The transcript is spliced from 5 exons. Bases 121 to 1299 code for a protein of 392 amino acids. Gene Ontology annotation, biological process: protein polyubiquitination; positive regulation of proteasomal ubiquitin-dependent protein catabolic process. Gene Ontology annotation, molecular function: protein binding.